AUGUCGUUUUCGGAAGCACUGCCUUAUAACCCUUCGAGCCUGAGCUGGAACGAUACGCAUACUCUUAAUGACCAGAAUCAAUACUGUUAUUGUGGAAAGGAUCGCAAUCUAAAAUUCCCUGAUGCGCAAUGCCGUACAUGUCAAAACUUUUUCCAUCUUUCUUGCUUGACACCCCCGUGCAAUAGUAUGACUGGCUUUUCCACGAAUUAUACCUUUACGUGCCGACUUUGCAGCGACGACGGAUUUGAGCAUUUGGAACGAGGAGUAUCAGCUUGGAAAGCCGUAACGGCUACCUCGAUGGCCAAUUUGGUAGUUAAGCGCUAUACUGAUGCUCAUCCUGAUGUACCUAUCGAAGACUUGAAUGCCGCUAAUAAAAAGAAUUUUGCUGGCGACAAAUUCUUCUUCAAAAAAAAGGAGGAUUUAAUCCCUUAUAUAGAAGAAAACUGGCACCUGUUGUGUCCCGAUCGUGAAAAAGUGCAAACUUGGCAAGCUACUUUAGGAAGUUGCUUGGUUGCCAAUAAAGAUACAUACAGUGCAAAGGAUGAGUCUUUAAGGAACCAGAACUCCGAAUAUUCUUUGAGUAAUCCUAAUUUAUUUAUUUUUCGCUCUGGCUACAUUGUGCCUUUCCAAAGAAUUGGCGCAACCGUUCCGAAGCGGCGGUUUUCUGAAAUGGAUUCUUCCUCUCUAGUUUCUGCAAGGUUAAAGGAAGACAAUAAAGAACCUAAAAAGGAACAGAAGCGUGUCAAUAGCUCUGUAUCAAAUGCUUUCAACAAGAAAAAAGACGUGCCCACCAUUCCUAUACGCUACAAACCGCCUCCUUGGAAGCCGUCUGAUUUCAACACUGUCCCCAAACUACCAAGUUUUACCCAAGCAUCUUCCAAUAAAUCCCAUGGUUUUUUUUCUUUGUCUGAAAUUCCUUUUAAUUCUCGAGGCUUUCGAUACACGCCUUGCGAAGCUGCCCGUGAUCUCCCAAGUACAAUGUAUCGUGAAAUUGAACUUCCUCCCUUUUGUGCAAGGAUCAACUGGCAUGAUAUAUCUCCCCCUGUGUUGGUCGAUCAUUCAGUGUUGUCAGCGACAGUGGAAAAGGGUUUCCGUAUGGCACGUUCCAAUGUAUUUAUGGCUCAAGGAGAAUGGUAUUUUGAGGUCAGAGUAGAAAAAGGAGGUGGCCAUGAUGGCUCUCACGUUCGUGUAGGACUUGCUAGGAGAGAAGCUCCACUCGAUGCUCCUGUUGGUUACGACGCUUAUUCUUAUGGAUUGCGAGAUGUAGGAGGGCAGAAAGUCCACAUGUCUCGACCGCGAGCUUUUAUGGAAUCUUUUGGAACUGGAGACGUUAUAGGAUUUCAUAUUUCCUUACCAAAAAUUACGCCGACAGAUGUUCAAGCUUCUAACAUAUACCAUGACAGGAUUCCUAUUCGCUAUAGAGGACAGCUCUUUUUUGAGCAGCCAGAUUAUGUGCCAAGCAAAGCGAUGGAUGAACUUUUAGUACCAAAUGAACAAGCCAAGUACAUGGAUUUGGCAUAUUUACCUAAUUCAUAUAUAAAAGUAUACAAAAAUGGCUCGUAUAUGGGAACUGCGUUUGAAAAUUUACUGGAUUUUACACCUAUUAAUUCUAUAAACUCUAAUCAACAUUCAUUUAAUGACGGUUCUCUGGGUUAUUAUCCUGCAAUUAGCAUGUUUGGAGGAGGAAUUGCUAGGUUUCAAUUUGGUCCUCAAUUUUCGCAUCGCCCGUCUGCAUUGGGAUCAAAUGUGCGACCAGUGUCAGAAAGAUAUACGGAACAAAUUGCAGAAGACGUUUUAUGCGAUAUCCUUGAUGAAAUUGAAUAUUCGAAUGAACCGAAUGCUUUCUCGGCGGAUCUACUGCCUGAACAAGAUGAAGCAGGUUUAACAGUCAUUCCUGAAAUUAAAGAAAUAUUAGAAUAA
This is a messenger RNA of Schizosaccharomyces osmophilus, 1920 nucleotides long. RefSeq names its product Ash2-trithorax family protein (gene ash2). Lineage: Eukaryota; Fungi; Ascomycota; Schizosaccharomycetes; Schizosaccharomycetales; Schizosaccharomycetaceae. Gene Ontology annotation, cellular component: Set1C/COMPASS complex. Gene Ontology annotation, molecular function: transcription cis-regulatory region binding; protein binding. The coding region runs from base 1 to 1920 and encodes 639 amino acids. The transcript has a single exon. The record is from RefSeq and is a predicted model, not a curated record.